Molecule: messenger RNA, 642 nt
Organism: Closterium sp. NIES-65
Lineage: Eukaryota; Viridiplantae; Streptophyta; Zygnematophyceae; Desmidiales; Closteriaceae
Source: the annotation of a GenBank genome assembly
AUGGUGUCAGGAGAGUGUUUUGAGGCGCCUCAGUGCCCUUCUUAUUGCUGCUAUUCUCCUUCUUCACGCCAGGACUUUGUUCGUUCUCUGUCUGCCCGGAGACGCUACUGGGCUCGCAGCUUCAUUGGCUGGCGGAGAUUUUCAGCUGCCCGACCAGGAACCGCACACAGAGCAUUGGCGCGGCUGCAUGCAAGGGGGAGGCUGGAGGGCGGCAUUAUCACUCAGAACGUUGACAGACUACACCACAUCGCGGGAAGCCCAGCCCUUGAACUCCACGGCACUACCCAUGAGGUGGUCUGCAUGGAAUGUGGCGACAUCUCAUGUCGAAGAAUCUUCCAGGAAAGGAUCAAAGGAGCCAACCCAGAGUGGGCAGCAGCGGUGGAGCACUUGGAGGAGGGCAAACCAGCAGGGUCAGACGAGUCAUUCGGCAUGAGGAGGCGGCAGCAGAGGAUUGUAGAGUCUGGGAGUGCUGAUUCUGGAAUGUCUGAACGAGAGUUGAUGGGCAUGAGGAGGCGGCCCGAUGGGGAUAUAGAGAUCAGCGAGGAGGAGUGGGAGAGACAUGGCGAGUUUGUUGUGCCGAGCUGUGGUGCAUGUGGCGGCGUGCUGAAGCCCAAUGUGAGUAGGCCGUUUACUGUGUCUUGA